UUCCGGAACACUUUCAUAUCAGUGGAGGCGAACUGAACAGGGUUCUGGGAGGCAUAGAUUGACAUAACCUUAGCCAAAUUGACAUCUCGACCUUGUUUCUGGCGUAAUUGUCACGACACAAACGGAAAAUAUAUGACUAAAUGCACCCAGGAUCACAUUGAAAAAUAUUCUCUGGUUAUCAGAGUUCCACCAACGACUGGAAACCGACAUUUCACAAGACACUUCAUCGAGAAUGUAGAAAGUAUCAGCAAGUAGGCUAAAGGAUACCUGUGAAAGCUCUUGCUUCCCACCCAAAUGUCAAGGUCACAGUGACCGGGGCGGGCGGAGGCAGAGCCCGUUGCCCCGGCCCCUUUGCCCAGCUGCAGAGCAGCCCCUGUCAGGGAGCACAUCCUCCCAUUCCAGUCCUCUGGGUGGCACCUUGAGCCAUGGAGCACUCACGGGAGAAAGAGAGUGAGAGACCUGCACGCAGCAACAAGGCAGGUCAGGGGCGCAGCGGGCACUCACGCCCCUCGGGAUCAGGCUCCUCCGGAGUGCUCAUGGUGGGGCCCAACUUCCGUGUGGGCAAGAAGAUCGGCUGUGGUAACUUUGGAGAGCUGAAGUUAGGUAAAAAUCUCUACACCAAUGAAUAUGUUGCAAUAAAAUUGGAACCAAUCAAAUCAAGGGCACCACAGCUGCAUUUGGAGUACCGGUUUUACAAAACAUUAGGCAGCACAGCGGAGGGUCUUCCUCAGGUCUUCUACUUUGGGCCAUGUGGGAAAUACAAUGCCAUGGUUUUGGAGCUACUGGGUCCCAGUCUAGAAGACCUCUUUGACCUCUGUGACAGGACCUUCUCUCUUAAGACCGUUUUGAUGAUGGCUAUUCAGCUGCUCUCCCGGAUGGAGUAUGUCCACUCCAAGAACCUCAUCUACCGAGACGUGAAGCCAGAGAACUUCCUCAUCGGGCGGCAGGGGCACAAGCAGGAGCACAUCAUCCACAUAAUCGACUUUGGCCUGGCCAAAGAGUACAUCGACCCCGAGACCAAAAAACACAUCCCCUACAGGGAACACAAAAGCCUCACGGGGACCGCCCGCUACAUGUCUAUUAACACCCACUUAGGAAAAGAGCAAAGUCGACGGGAUGACCUGGAAGCCCUGGGCCACAUGUUCAUGUAUUUCCUACGAGGGAGUCUGCCGUGGCAAGGACUCAAGGCUGACACCCUGAAAGAGCGAUACCAGAAGAUUGGCGACACCAAGCGCAACACUCCCAUCGAGGUCCUCUGUGAAAGCUUUCCAGAAGAGAUGGCCACCUACCUGCGCUAUGUGCGGCGAUUGGACUUCUUUGAGAAGCCCGACUACGAGUAUUUGAGGACUCUGUUCACCGAGCUGCUUGAGCGUAAAGGAUACACCUUUGACUACACCUACGACUGGGAUGGCAGACCGAUUCCUACUCCAGUGGGGGCUGUCAACGUGGACUCGGGUGCGUCUGCCAUCACGAGAGAAAGCAAUGCUAACAGAGACAGGCCCUCUCAGCAACAACCCCUACGGAACCAGAUGGCAGCAUCAGACCGCAGAGGGGCAUGGGAUGCACAGCCCCACCGGCAGACAAACUCCUCCUACCUGAGCAGCUCCCACCUGGCCGCAGACAGGCAUGGGGGCUCUGUGCAGGUGGUCAGCUCCACCAAUGGGGAACUGAAUGCCGAUGACCCAAUGACGGCCCACUCCAACGCACCUAUCGCAGCGCAGGCCGACGUGGAGGUGGUGGAUGAGGCCAAGUACGUUUCUGCUGCUUUUUCUUCUGUCGUAGCUAGCUCGCGCUCUCCCCAUUUUUGCUUGGUCAUCUGUCCCUUUCGAAAGCACUUCGUUUUUUAGUUGUAAUCAAAUCAAAUUUUAUUUGAGACAUUCUUCUUAAACAAGUGCAGAAUAACAGUGAAAUGCUUACUUUCGGGCCGUUCCCAACAAUGCAGAGAGAAAGAAAAGAGAAAUAAUAGAAAAGUAAAACACUGAAUAAUAUGCUAAACGAAAAUAUAAACAUGCAACAAUUUCUAUGAUUUUACUGAGACACAAUUCUUAUAAGGACAACAGUAAAUGGAAAUAAAUGUAUUCGGUCCUGACCUAUAGAUUUCACAUGAAUGGGAAUACAGAUAACUUUUUUUAAAUUAAAAAAAUUAAAGUAGGUGCGUGGAUCAGGAAGGUAGUCACUAUCUGGUAUGACCACCAUUUGCCUCAUGCAGCACAACAUAUCUCUUUCGCAUAGAGUUGAUCAGGCUGUUGAUUGUCCCACUCCUCUUCAAUGACUGUGUGAAGUUGCUGGAUAUUGGCAGGAAACAUAUUGUCAGAAACAUGCUCAAUGGGUGACAUGUCUGGUGAGUACGCAAGCCAUGUAAGAACAGGGACAUUUUCAGCUUUCAGUAAUUGUGUACAGAUCCUUGCGACAUGGGGCCGUGCGUUAUCAUGCUGAAACAUGAGGCGAUGGAGGUGGAUGAAUGGGACGACAACAAGCCUCAGGAUCUCAUCACGGUUUCUCUGUGCAUUCAAAUUGCCAUAGAUAAAAUGCUAAUUUGUUUGUUGUCCAUAGCUUAUGCCUGCCCGUACCAUAACCCCACUGCCACCAUGGGUCCCUCUGUUCACAACGUUGACAUCAGCAAACUGCUCACACACACAACGCCGUACACGUGGUCUGCACUUGAGGCCGUUUGGAUGUAGCAGUAGCAUAUAUGAUGAGUAUAAAAAAAAGUCAGUGCAAUGCUGAUAGUCCAGUUAGCUAUUUAUUUAACUAACUAUUUAGCUGUCUUAUGGCUUGGGGAUAAAAGUUAUUCAGGGUCCUGUUGGUUCCAGACUUUGUGCAUCGUUACCACUUACCGUGCGGUAGCAGAGAGAACAGUCUAUUACGGGUGGCUGAAGUCUUCAACAAUUCUUAGGGCCUUCCUCUGUCACCGCCUGUUGUAGAGGUCCUGGAUAGCAGGGAGCUCUGCCCCAGUGAUGUACUGGGCCGUACGCACUACCCUCUGCGCAGUGCCUUGCUGUCAGAUGCCAAGUAGUUGACAUACCAAGUGGGGAUGCAGCCAGUCAAGAUGCUCAGUGGUGAUGCUGUAGACAUUGUUGAGGAUCUGAGGGCCCAAGCCAAAUCUGUUCAGCCUCCUGGGGGGGAAGAGGCAUUAUUGUGCACUCCUCAUGACUGCGUUUGUGUGUUUGGACCAUAAUAGAUCCUUAGUGAUGUGGAAACUGAGGAACUUGAAGCUCUCGACUCUCUUCACUUCAGCCCUGUCAACAUGAAUGGGGGCAUGCUCGACCCUCCAUUUCCUGUAAUCCAUGAUCAGCUCCUUUGUCUUGCUGACGUUGAGGAAGAGGUUGUCCUGGCACCACACUGCCAGGUCUCUGACAUCCCUAUAGGCUGUCUCGUGGUUGUAGGUGAUCAGGCCUACCACCUUCUGCAAACUUAAUGAUGGUAAUGGAGUCAUGCGUGGCCACGCCUUUGUGGGUGAACAGGGAGUACAGGAGGGAACUAAGCACACGACCCUGAGGGGCCCCUGUGUUGAGGGUCAAUGUGAUCAAUGUGUUGUUGCCUACCAUCACCACCGAGGUGCGUCCCGUCAGGCAGUCUAGGAUCCAGUUGCAGAUGAAGGCCAUGUCCAGGCUUUCAAAACUACAGAUGAGUGCUACGGGUCAAUAGUCAUUUAGACAGGUUACCUUGACGUUCUUGGGCACAGGGACUAUAGUGGUCUGCUUGAAACAUGUAGAUAUUACAGACUGGGUCAGGGAGAGGUUAAAAAUGUCAGUGAAGACAUUGAAGACAAUUUAUGACAGUGGUAUUUUGGAUAAUUUCUUUACUGUAACUCUUGCUUCAGUCCAUGAGACUGACUAACUGUCCAAUUCCAACCAGUUUGAAGUACCGUGAAAGUGUAUUAGAUACAAGAAAUCAAACUGCCUGAGCUGGGAUAAAAUCAUGUCCAAACAAGUUGUCUCUUGUGGCAGGAACCUGUCAGGACCGGGUGGUGAACUGAUAAUCUGCAAAAAAACAUAUUUUGGUUCAGUUAGUUUCAAUUAUGAUAUGGGGCAAAAUUCUUACAAUUUCUGAUUAUCUGAAUUAUUUGAAUCUGAAAAUAUACUUUCUAGCUAAAACAAAAAAAUAACAAAAUUCCCCUCAUACUUUCACCUUUCUGUCUUUGUUUUAGUUUCCCUUGCAUGAACUGCGAUGAUUGUCCUUAGCCACACUCUUUGUGUCUGUGUGUGUGCAUGCAUGUGGUUCUACCUUGCACAAGGACUAUCUUGCAUCGUUGUCUCGAUCUCUGUACAGUAUUAAUCUGUCUUUUCUCGUCACACUCUCUGUAGCUGCGUGAAAAUGCUCAACCUGUGGUGAGUCCUACUCCCAUACACAUCAGCCAUUCAAAAGGAGUGGACCAGACUAGCACUAAACGAAUCCCACCAGACUAGCACCAGACAACAUAUCCAGCACUGUGUUGGUUUAUUGGCUUCACCCUUGACAUUCCAUUAAACAAAUAACAAUGUUGCUUUCAUAUUGGAUUUGAGGCUUCUCACAUGAAGUGACUAAUAUCCUUUUCACACUACUAAGAGGAGCUGAAGUAUGAUUAUGUAGCUCAACUGGAAAGACAUAGCCACACAGUGCUUGUCUCCGUCAAGAACGGAUUUGUGAUGGCAUUCGUAUGGGGUUCACAAAGAACUGCAACGUUGGCUAUACAGUUACCUGCCUGCAACCUUGUUCGAUCUAAUUGUAGAACAUUACGGAAACGUUUUGUGCCAGCUGGGUAGCAUACAGUCUGGGUUUAUUCCCUCCCCAUCACAUGCUCCCUCUCUUCUCACGUCACUCUCGCACUCCAUUUUUACAACUGUUAAAUGUUCACAUUAAUUACAUAUUUGAAGUUGAGUAAGUUUGGAGUGAUUGCAGUAUAUUGAAAGAUAUAUAGAUUGUCAAGUAACUUUCCUCUUCUGUCUCUUAAUCCUUUCUCUUCAGGUGCUGUUGCUUCUUCAAGCGAAAACGGAAGAAGAACACUCCACGGCAGAAAUGAUCUGCUACCCUGUCCGGUGUCGCUGAGCGAGUUUAGUUUUAAAGAAACUAACGAAGGGACAUUUCUGGGAGAGAGUUAUUACAAGAGAAAUGGGAUUCUUACUGACCUGGACCUACUGAAUGGAACUACUAUACACAUGAAGACCUUGGCCACAAAGUCCUUUUCUUUCCUUCUCGGUGGAUGAAUGACUAAAUUUGACUUUUGACCUUUCCUCUGAAUACUGGAGGAUGCCUGAGGACAUCUCUUCAUCUGCCCCAGUUUGGUUUUUGUUUUUUCAAGUGGAGAUCAAAAGACAAGUCUUUCCCUCUCCAUUUCUCUUUUCGGACGUGAGGAGACCAGUCUAUAGACCUCUACCACCUUUCUUUCUUGUGUCUCUCUCCUCUUUCUCUCUCUCCAAACCCACUCACCUCCACAGUAAAAGCCGGUCUUAAGCUGUCCCAUUUGCUUUUUGUUCAUACAAAUUUAUGUCUACAUACAUAGGUGUGGAUGUUUGUUUGUUUGAAUGUGUGAAUGUGCCCUAAUGGCUAAUUGGUUCAUAUGCCAGGAAGCUCCUCCCACUAAGCCCUGUUUGACUGUCUUUUGAAGAAGGCAUUAUAGAUGAUGCUUCCUAGUCUUGAAGUAACCUUGCUUCAACCCUAGACACCUACAUGGUCCCUUGUAGAUAUGCAAAGAUGCCACAGGUUCUUUCAAAUCUAUCAAGAAUGGUCUGCAGGUUGAUUUGGGAUUGGCAUAAGUAGUCAAAUCAGAAAGAAAUGGUAGAAAAGGAGGGAACACCAAAAUAAUCACUUUUCUAAUGCAUCCUUACCAGAAAAAACCUGAUGAGUACCAAUUCACCUCUCAAUAAUCACUAACAAUCACUUUGCCUUCUGCCUCCAUUUUUGUUCAAAACAAUUGUGCUAAUUUCAAUGAUAUGCAAGAAAAAUGUUAGACUGCAGCGAGUGACCAAAGGGAUGUGUGUGGACAGAGGACCUAUUAUGUUACCAGAUUUAGAUUUAACUGAAAAUUAUUUGUAUUCCAGAUCCAUGUUUGAUGCACUGGUCAAUAUUACCCACCCACUCCUUUUCAGCUUUUCAAUUUCAGGUCAAAAAAAUGUUUGGGGGGGAGAAUUGCCAAUAGAUCUGUUAUGAGUUGCAUUUCGCAACAUUGCCAGUAACCUGUAAACUGGUCCCUGUUAUCCACAAACACCUGACUUUGUGUCUGCGGAUUUAAGGAAAGUUGCUUCCAACUGCUGAUCUAAGGUCAGUUGUAGAUUUUUUGUAAAAAAAAAUUCUCCCAAUGUUUAAAGCUAGGAUUGGGCUAUCAUGAACUGACACCAGGUGUACACUUUAGGGUGGCUUCUACCUCCAGUCUGUCUGUCUGUGUACUGAAUCUGGGACAAGGAGAACAGACUUGGCUCUCCUAUUGAUUUUAGAUGCUACUGCUCCUCCUGCUGGCCUUACCAUGUAAUGCCUUAAUCAAACCACCUCUCUUCAGAGCCUAUCAGGAUAGGCAUCUGUUCACUGCAACAACACACCAGCCAAUAAGAAGACAUGUUGACAAGUCUGGUUCCUAUAGAGCAGUGUUGCUCAACUGGAUUCCUGGGGUACCUUAAGGUGUUGCAUAUUUUUGUUCUAGCCCAGCCGGAACACCUGAAUCAACUAAUUACAGGUUUAAUGAUUAGUUGAGUAUUUUUGAAUCAGGUGUGUUUGCUGGGCUAGAACAAAAAAAUGGAGCUGUGCUGCAGUGUCGACGCUCAAGACCUGGACUUAAGAAAUGGAAGCUGUAGAGAGGGAGACUAUACAGCUGCCUCAAUGCCCCUUAGAGGUCAAAAUGAUUUAGCCUGUGGAAAUAGUUGCUUUUUAGGAGAUGACACUGUGGUCUCUCACUUUAAAUCAAUUUUAGUGCAGACAAGGUUGAGAAAGCAGAAUUUGAAGAUUUCAAAUACAGGAACAGUUUUGUGACUCGUGACAGGUCAUCUAAGGUCAUCAGAGUAAAAGGAAGUGAAGGACCUUUUUUUUAUUCUUCAGAUUUGCUUAUUUGUGUUCCUCUGCAGUCAAAACAUUUGAGGUUGUGAAAUGCUACAUUUUACAAUAAUAUUCUACCCUUUUGGUAAACCUCAGUGUUUACUCCUGAGUGGUUAUCUUGUCUGUUUUCAAUUUAUUUUGUUUUGUGUUGUCAAUGUGAACUGAAAAUGUAUGAUGUCCUGUAAUUUGUGUUUUUUUAAUCAUUGAAUGAUAUUGCUUUUUCAUGGGGGGGGGGAGUAUUUAAACAGCGAUUGAGUGCACUACUUAUUUUGUACCUACUGUUGACUGCAGUUAGAAUGCCAGCCUCGCUCUCUACCAUCUAGAUACUAUCCACUGUUUCACUUGUGUAUUAUGGAAACUGUGGAAAGAACUCUGUGGCUUUGAGUCAAGGCUGGAGGAAUUGUCAAUUUCCUUAUGCUUCUAUUGAAUAACUCCCUUGUACACAGACACACAGGCUUGUGUGAUACUGUAUGAUAUGUUUUUAUCUUUGGAGUCAGUUCCCUAGCUGUCUUAUAUAGGGAUAGACAAACAGAAGCUAUGUAUAUUUUUGAGUAACAAAGCAGUUUUUUUUUUUGUACUGUGUGCAAAUGUCGUAUUCUUCCUUGAAAGUGUAUGUCUUGAGUAAGUAUCUCUGCAGUUUAAAUUAUUUCAAAUGUACUUGAAUUGAAAGAUGUGGGACGAGUCUUAGUCAAGUAGUGGAAUGUCAGGAUUUACUCAAAUGCCAUUGUCUGACUAAAUGAUGUGCUUGUGAGUGAUCUUAAUUCAUGGAUUGGUCAGUUGAUUCACCCACCUAUCAUUCAGACUUUUAGACAUCGCUGCUGACCACACCAGGAUAAUUGUGAAGUGGGUAAAAGGCUUAGGCUGUUGUCAUGUGGUGUCGCUCUCCUUCUCUUGCUCUCUCCUUUUCUCUCUCCUUUACCUUGUUGUUUUUGUUGGCGUCCUCCCUUCCUUGAAGUACUUAGUGAUAUAAUGUGACAGUUGAAAGAAAUGGCUUUUCUAGUCAUGUCCAAUCAGUGAUUACUUGAAGGAAGAGAGAAAGGACUGUAUUUAUCCCAGCCCUUUAAACUUUCUAUGACACUGGUGCAGCAUGGAGGUGCUGACCCCAGGGUUUCUUGAGGACCGAGGAUGUAUUUUCCGCUAGUUACCACAGCCAUAUUGUCAAAAUUGGCUAUAUCGUAAAAAUGCAUGACACUUUUUGGUCUUAAUUUAAGAUUAGUGUUAGGCAUAAUAUUAUCAUUGUGGUUAGAGGUAGGUUUAAAAUGACAUUUUUAAGAACAUAAAUUGUAGAAGUCGGGGUGUUUAUGACUUCGUGGCUAGGGUAACUAGUGAAGAUCAGAGGACUUUUACUGGCUUAUUCACCGGAGUCCCACACGCCCCCUGAUGGCAGUAUAUAUUUGCCCAUGCAGCCUUCUGAUCCCACUGGGGGUACUUUUGACGCUGCACAUUCCUUUUCCUCCAUGACAUGUUAACACAACCUCCUCCAAUGGCAGGGUUUGUUUGAGAUGUCACUCACUGUAUCAGGAUGCGCUGACUAUGAAUAUGUAUACCUCAGAGAAAAGCCAUUACUGUCUCUAGCGCGCGCACACACACUUUUUGUUCUCUCAUCUGUCUUUGCCCCCCAGUGCCAGCUUCAUGACCUCACCUUCCUCUGGUGCCAAGGGUGCUGAAAUGUUAACAUGUUGUAGACAUGAGCCCUAUUCUCUGCUCUUAAGGUGAUGCCAUUUUAGACACUGGCAUUUGGUGGGUUAGCUGUAUCAUUGCAAGUGCUUUUGGAGAAAACCAUUCAGAAAUCUAUAUUUUUUUGCCAUGUUAUUGCUUACCUGCUGUCUUCCCAGGCCGCGCUUGUGUAACAACCAUACCAUCUCAGAAUUGUUAUGGUUGCAUAUUUCUGACUUUACAUAUAAAAGGUCUUAUUUUGCUUUAGAUCAUUUACGUGACUAAGAAUUCAUGAGGCUUCUACUAUAGUAAUAUUGCUUAUGAUUACAGAUUAUAAUUUUUUUCAUUUAAGUAUUCUUGACCUUUUCUUGCUUGAUCCCAACAACCAAAGUUAUUGUUUUGGCAUCCUUGUUUUCUUGUCAUUGUACUUCCUUUUUAUUAAUGGAACCACUUACUUUAAUACAUACUUGAAAUGUUUUGCCACAGUUUGUGCAACAUGUACAUAUGUACAGUCACCUCUAAAUUAACUAGAUGCUACGGGGGGGGGGCAUGACUUUGUACCCUCUCCAUCAGCAACUAGAAGACGACACUGAGUCAGAUGGCUUUGACCAGUUGUAUCCUCGUCAUGCCUUCUGCAUCUAGUGGUAGAUUAAUUCAACCGGAGGUUUUCUCAUUGGCUUUAAGCACAAUUAUUAUUGUACUGGUAUGCUUUGUAUUUAAAGAAUACUAUCUUGCUUGAAGGAAAAGGGUCCAUCAGGGCCUUAACGACCAUUUUCAUCAUUGCUGGUUCCUUUUUCAUUCUCACUGUCGUUCCAGACACUCUCUCCACUUCCUCAGUGUUGAAGAGACCAUUUAUCGAUGGUUGCUUGCAUUUGUCCACAAAUGUGUAGGGCACGAGCUGCAAAGACUGCUCAAGUGAGGUAGACUUUUUCCGACAUUACGUUCAGAGUUGCUUAAACUGUAGACCUCCAGUGGUUAGAGACAAGACUGCAAUAUUGUACUGAUUAUUUUCAAUUGUAAAUUAUGUAAAGUUGAUUAUGUUCAAAUGGGAGUCUAUUUUCUUGACCUGUUUUUCUUUUCUCCCUCUUCAAAGCUGUCUCCUGUUCUGGUAAUAGUUUCAAAGCUAUGAAUAUGAGUCAAGUAUUACAAUUGUGUUAUGAAUAUUACUGUGUUGAAACAUGAAUGUUACUUCAAAAUGUAUUUGAAUGCUUUAACCUGGUUAAGGGCUCCAAUUGUGAAAACCCCCCCUUUUUUUUGUUACACAGAAACGAGGUCUCGACUCUUUCUGUCUUAAAAUGCCUACCCCCCUCGCCCCCAGAAACCUCAAGUGAAAUGUGUCUUGGGAACUUUCCAAAAUCAUACUUUUUAUUCCCUCCUAACUUAAAGGGAAAAUCAAGUUUGCACCCUUUUUUAUGUAAAAUAAAUCUCUCUUAACCUUUA
Molecule: messenger RNA, 10101 nt
Organism: Oncorhynchus masou masou (cherry salmon)
Lineage: Eukaryota; Metazoa; Chordata; Actinopteri; Salmoniformes; Salmonidae
Product: casein kinase I-like
Exons: 13
Coding region: 426-1847 (473 amino acids)
Biological process (GO): signal transduction; endocytosis; positive regulation of canonical Wnt signaling pathway
Cellular component (GO): nucleus; plasma membrane; cytoplasm
Molecular function (GO): protein serine/threonine kinase activity; ATP binding
Source: RefSeq, a predicted model, not a curated record